AGAGUCUCUGCCGUGCCAUCUGGGAUGCAAACUGUCCCUGUGUCCCCCACGUCCAGGCCGUAGAUGCUCCCCGCCGGUCAGUCACUUAGUCGUCAGAUCGCCCGUCCUGGUAUCACAGUGCUUCUGUUCAGGUUGCACACUGGGCCACAGAGGAUCCAGCAAGGAUGAAGAAAUGGAGCAGCACAGACUUGGGGGCAGCUGCGGACCCACUCCAAAAGGACACCUGCCCAGACCCCCUGGAUGGAGACCCUAACUCCAGGCCACCUCCAGCCAAGCCCCAGCUCUCCACGGCCAAGAGCCGCACCCGGCUCUUUGGGAAGGGUGACUUGGAGGAGGCUUUCCCGGUGGAUUGCCCUCACGAGGAAGGUGAGCUGGACUCCUGCCCGACCAUCACGGUCAGCCCUGUUAUCACCAUCCAGAGGCCAGGAGACGGCCCCACCGGUGCCAGGCUGCUGUCCCAGGACUCUGUCGCCGCCAGCACCGAGAAGACCCUCAGGCUCUAUGAUCGCAGGAGUAUCUUUGAAGCCGUUGCUCAGAAUAACUGCCAGGAUCUGGAGAGCCUGCUGCUCUUCCUGCAGAAGAGCAAGAAGCACCUCACAGACAACGAGUUCAAAGACCCUGAGACAGGGAAGACCUGUCUGCUGAAAGCCAUGCUCAACCUGCACGACGGACAAAACAACACCAUCCCCCUGCUCCUGGAGAUCGCGCGGCAAACGGACAGCCUGAAGGAGUUUGUCAACGCCAGCUACACGGACAGCUACUACAAGGGCCAGACAGCACUGCACAUCGCCAUCGAGAGACGCAACAUGGCCCUGGUGACCCUCCUGGUGGAGAACGGAGCAGACGUCCAGGCUGCGGCCCAUGGGGACUUCUUUAAGAAAACCAAAGGGCGGCCUGGAUUCUACUUUGGUGAACUGCCCCUGUCCCUGGCCGCGUGCACCAACCAGCUGGGCAUCGUGAAGUUCCUGCUGCAGAACUCCUGGCAGACGGCCGACAUCAGCGCCAGGGACUCGGUGGGCAACACGGUGCUGCAUGCCCUGGUGGAGGUGGCCGAUAACACGGCCGACAACACGAAGUUUGUGACGAGCAUGUACAAUGAGAUUCUGAUCCUGGGGGCCAAACUGCACCCGACGCUGAAGCUGGAGGAGCUCACCAACAAGAAGGGAAUGACGCCGCUGGCUCUGGCAGCUGGGACCGGGAAGAUCGGGGUCUUGGCCUAUAUUCUCCAGCGGGAGAUCCAGGAGCCCGAGUGCAGGCACCUGUCCAGGAAGUUCACCGAGUGGGCCUACGGGCCCGUGCACUCCUCGCUGUACGACCUGUCCUGCAUCGACACCUGCGAGAAGAACUCGGUGCUGGAGGUGAUCGCCUACAGCAGCAGCGAGACCCCUAAUCGCCACGACAUGCUCUUGGUGGAGCCGCUGAACCGACUCCUGCAGGACAAGUGGGACAGAUUCGUCAAGCGCAUCUUCUACUUCAACUUCCUGGUCUACUGCCUGUACAUGAUCAUCUUCACCAUGGCUGCCUACUACAGGCCCGUGGAUGGCUUGCCUCCCUUUAAGAUGGAAAAAACUGGAGACUAUUUCCGAGUUACUGGAGAGAUCCUGUCUGUGUUAGGAGGAGUCUACUUCUUUUUCCGAGGGAUUCAGUAUUUCCUGCAGAGGCGGCCGUCGAUGAAGACCCUGUUUGUGGACAGCUACAGUGAGAUGCUUUUCUUUCUGCAGUCACUGUUCAUGCUGGCCACCGUGGUGCUGUACUUCAGCCACCUCAAGGAGUAUGUGGCUUCCAUGGUGUUCUCCCUGGCCUUGGGCUGGACCAACAUGCUCUACUACACCCGCGGUUUCCAGCAGAUGGGCAUCUACGCCGUCAUGAUAGAGAAGGUAAUGAGCUUGGUCAGCGCUGGGGGAGGGCAGGGGUCCUGCUUGGCUGAGCCUUCUGAAGACUGCCAGGAGCUGAAUGAGAAGGCACCGGCGGUGGUGACACUGAUUGAAGACGGGAAGAACGACUCCCUGCCGUCUGAGUCCACGUCGCACAGGUGGCGGGGGCCUGCCUGCAGGCCCCCCGAUAGCUCCUACAACAGCCUGUACUCCACCUGCCUGGAGCUGUUCAAGUUCACCAUCGGCAUGGGCGACCUGGAGUUCACUGAGAACUAUGACUUCAAGGCUGUCUUCAUCAUCCUGCUGCUGGCCUAUGUAAUUCUCACCUACAUCCUCCUGCUCAACAUGCUCAUUGCCCUCAUGGGCGAGACUGUCAACAAGAUCGCACAGGAGAGCAAGAACAUCUGGAAGCUGCAGAGAGCCAUCACCAUCCUGGACACGGAGAAGAGCUUCCUUAAGUGCAUGAGGAAGGCCUUCCGCUCAGGCAAGCUGCUGCAGGUGGGGUACACCCCUGAUGGCAAGGACGACUACCGGUGGUGCUUCAGGGUGGAUGAGGUGAACUGGACCACCUGGAACACCAACGUGGGCAUCAUCAACGAAGACCCGGGCAACUGUGAGGGCGUCAAGCGCACCCUGAGCUUCUCCCUGCGGUCAAGCAGAGUUUCAGGCAGACACUGGAAGAACUUUGCCCUGGUCCCCCUUUUAAGAGAGGCAAGUGCUCGAGAUAGGCAGUCUGCUCAGCCCGAGGAAGUUUAUCUGCGACAGUUUUCAGGGUCUCUGAAGCCAGAGGACGCUGAGGUCUUCAAGAGUCCUGCCGCUUCCGGGGAGAAGUGAGGACGUCACGCAGACAGCACUGUCAACACUGGGCCUUAGGAGACCCCGUUGCCACGGGGGGCUGCCGAGGGAACACCAGUGCUCUGUCAGCAGCCUGGCCUGGUCUGUGCCUGCCCAGCAUGUUCCCAAAUCUGCGCUGGACAAGCUGUGGGAAGCGUUCUUGGAAGCAUGGGGAGUGAUGUACAUCCAACUGUCACUGUCCCCAAGUGAAUCUCCUAACAGACUUUCAGGUUUUUACUCACUUUACUAAACAGUGUGGAUGGUCAGUCUCUACUGGGACAUGUUAGGCCCUUGUUUUCUUUGAUUUUAUUCUUUUUUUUGAGACAGAAUUUCACUCUUCUCGCCCAGGCUGGAAUGCAGUGGCACAAUUUUGGCUCCCUGCAACCUCCGCCUCCUGGAUUCCAGCAAUUCUCCUGCCUCGGCUUCCCAAGUAGCUGGGAUUACAGGCACGUGCCACCAUGUCUGGCUAAUUUUUUGUAUUUUUUUAGUAGAGAUGGGGUUUCGCCAUGUUGGCCAGGCUGGUCUCGAACUCCUGACCUCAGGUGAUCCGCCCACCUCGGCCUCCCAAAGUGCUGGGAUUACAGGUGUGAGCCACCACGCCUGGCUGUUUUCUUUGAUUUUAUUCUUUUUUUGUGUGUGUGUGUGUGUGUGUGUGUGUGUGUGUGUGUGUGUGUGUGAGACAGAGUUUCACUCUUGUUGCCCAGGCUGGAGUGCAGUGGUGUGAUCUUGGCUCACUGCAACCUCUGCCUCCCGGGUUCAAGCGAUUCUUCUGCUUCAGUCUCCCAAGUAGCUUGGAUUACAGGUGAGCACUACCACGCCCGGCUAAUUUUUGUAUUUUUAAUAGAGACGGGGUUUCACCAUGUUGGCCAGGCUGGUCUCGAACUCUUGACCUCAGGUGAUCUGCCCGCCUUGGCCUCCCAAAGUGCUGGGAUUACAGGUGUGAGCCGCUGCGCUCGGCCUUCUUUGAUUUUAUAUUACUAGGAGCAAAAGUAAAUGAAGCCCAGGAAAACACCUUUGGGAACAAACUCUUCCUUUGAUGGAAAAUGCAGAGGCCCUUCCUCUCUGUGCCGUGCUUGCUCCUCUUACCUGCCCGGGUGGUUUGGGGGUGUUGGUGUUUCCUCCCUGGAGAAGAUGGGGGAGGCUGUCCCACUCCCAGCUCUGGUAGAAUCAAGCUGUUGCAGCAGUGCCUUCUUCAUCCUUCCUUACGAUGAAUCACAGUCUCCAGAAGAUCAGCUCAAUUGCUGUGCAGGUUAAAACUACAGAACCACAUCCCAAAGGUACCUGGUAAGAAUGUUUGAAAGAUCUUCCAUUUCUAGGAACCCCAGUCCUGCUUCUCCGCAAUGGCACAUGCUUCCACUCCAUCCAUACUGGCAUCCUCAAAUAAACAGAUACGUAUACAUA
This is a messenger RNA of Pan troglodytes (chimpanzee), 4109 nucleotides long. It is a transcript of the gene TRPV1, whose product is annotated as transient receptor potential cation channel subfamily V member 1. The record is from RefSeq and is a predicted model, not a curated record. The transcript is spliced from 16 exons. The coding region runs from base 165 to 2708 and encodes 847 amino acids. Gene Ontology annotation, cellular component: plasma membrane. NCBI's taxonomy places the organism in Eukaryota, Metazoa, Chordata, Mammalia, Primates, Hominidae. Gene Ontology annotation, biological process: calcium ion import across plasma membrane. Gene Ontology annotation, molecular function: calcium channel activity; protein binding.